AGACGACUGGUUUAUUGAAUCGUUGAAAACUUACAGAGACCUUCAUGUGUAUCAGCUGGAGUUUCCCACCCGAGUCAUUGAAUGGACGUCAGGGAAAAGUGAGUAAAUCCAUUUGCUAAACACUUUGCUCCUUGUUAAAAAAAAAAAUGGACUGGACAUACGGCUCUGGUGCGCCCGGUAAUCACCCAAAUCCCGGCAACUACGCCACCGGUGGAAGCAUGCUGAGCAGCUACGGGUACGAAAUAUCCCCCAAUUAUCCUCCUCCUGGAUUCCCCUGUGCUUCCACACCACCACAACCUCCUCCUAUGGGCUACUUCCCCAACAUACCGCCUCCGACUUACCCACAAAUGGUCCAGAAUUUGAACUGGGACCCACCAAAAACUGAUUUGCGGGGACCCAGUGAGUUUCUUUCUGAAUCUCCUGUGGAUGAAAAUGCUCUCCAGAGGAAGCAGGAUGAACAAUGGAUAAGUUGUUUCUUACAGAGAAGAUCCAGGGAGACCAAAGAAGAUUCUCGGACACCACAGUUGAAAUCUCCCCCUGAUUUUGGAGGCGUCUUACGUGACACCGCUUAUCUUGUGUCUCGACUGUCAGAGUCCUGUCGAAACCUUACGGGGAACCUAGGCGACGACAGCGUUGCCUGGGCUGCCGCUUACGGGAACGCCUUACGCCUAAAACAAAACCUCCAGAAUAAACUGUCAAGUCUGGCGGCUGCUUUUGAAGCUAAAAAGCACCACGUUGCGAAGGUGCGAGAGCGGUGGCUGAAAAGCAGGCGAAAAGCCGAGCUGUUCCGAGCCGAGCGGGAGGCGCGUCGAGCCGAGAAGGAGAGCGCUGUCGAUAAAUGGCGGCUGCAACAAAUCCACCGGGUGGAGGAGGAGAAGAAGGAGCGUGAGCUGAAGCUGGCGGCCGACUCUGUUCUGUGUGAGGUGCGCAAGAAGCAGAGCGACAUCAAGCGCAUGCAGGACGUCCUGCGCUCGCUGGAGAAGCUGCGGCGCCUCCGCAAGGACGCCGCCGCCCGUCGGGGCAUCGGCACCGGGGAGGGCGAGGACGCGGUGUUCCAGCGCCAGCUGGAAGGGCUGCGGCGCGUCACCAAGGCUAGGACGCUCAUCUACACGGCGGAGGAGAAAGCACUGACGGUGAUGCUGGACAGCGUGCAGGAGGAAGAGCGCCGCGCCCUCAGGAAGGACAGGGAGAGGCGGCACAAGCACAAAAUGGACGCCAUGCUGUUCGGCGAGGAGGCGCCCGCCAACGCCGCCCUGAAGCCGUUCACUGAGUACUACGCCCAAGCGGAAUCCUCGCUGCACGCUUUGCUUCACGUACGACGCCAGUGGGACGUCUUCCUGGUGCCGGAUGAGCAUUGUAACGGGACGACAAUCCCGCCUGGAUGGAUCGUGCCCGAGCCGCCGUCGCACCCGGCGUGGGCAGCCGCUCUGGUGGAAUGAUAGUGAACCAAAAUAUGUUUUUUGUUGUUGUUGUUUGUAGUUGUUUUGUUUUAAUCAUAGAAAGUUACCACUAACGAUGAAGUAAGAAAUGUGUGAACCACAGAAAUAUGAAAUGGAACAUUCUGCGACAUCGGAACGGCAACGACACUGGCAGUAUUUGUUCUUUCCCUCUGACCUUCAUUGAUGGGAGUGUGAAAACCAUAAAAAAGGAUAAUCACCUCAUCAUAUGUGUGAUAAUUGACCCUGAAAUUUGAUGAUUAUAUAAAGUGGUGCAUUUA
Messenger RNA from Phycodurus eques (leafy seadragon), 1717 nucleotides. RefSeq names its product WD repeat domain 73 (gene wdr73). Gene Ontology annotation, biological process: cytoplasmic microtubule organization. Gene Ontology annotation, cellular component: spindle pole; cytosol. Lineage: Eukaryota; Metazoa; Chordata; Actinopteri; Syngnathiformes; Syngnathidae. The coding region runs from base 147 to 1439 and encodes 430 amino acids. The record is from RefSeq and is a predicted model, not a curated record. Gene Ontology annotation, molecular function: protein binding. The transcript is spliced from 2 exons.